AUGGACCGAGAACAGAGAAUAGGAAGUCUAAAAUGUCGAGUUUGUUUCGUCACAUUCCAAUCAAAUAUACAUCAACUGAGCGAUCCAGUGGACGUAUAUCAUGAAUGGAUUGACGCAUCAGAAGAUACACGGCAAGAACAACGACCUGGAUCAAAACGGCCGAAUAAUCGAAUGCCAGGCGAGGCCGUUAUCGUGGUGGCGGUGGCGGUAGUUUUCGAAAUACCUCUGAACAGCAUUUCGAUGACUAUGAUGAGGAUGAUUUUAAUUAAAAAUCAGUUUAUGAACUCACUCAGCAUUGUAAAUUAA
Ambispora leptoticha is the source of this 306-nucleotide messenger RNA. NCBI's taxonomy places the organism in Eukaryota, Fungi, Glomeromycota, Glomeromycetes, Archaeosporales, Ambisporaceae. The record is from the annotation of a GenBank genome assembly.